AUGUCCUCGACGCAUAGUAACAAUGUAGGGCAUCCUCAAUCUACUCCACAAGGUCCGCUAACGGAACAGCAAAGAGCACAACAGCAGUAUCAAAUUUUCGAGAACUCAUUGCCAAAAGUAAGUCAAUCCGUUUAUCAGAUGCUGUUGAACGAGAUGGUUCCUUUGGCUAUGGGAAUUGAGAGGCAAUUAUCAGGCGAAGUCAUCAGUUCUGAUAGCAAUGUAACUCCAGAAAAUGGUAACAUCAGCAGUAUGAUAAAGAGGCUGAAAAUAGAGGAACAUCAUACAGUAGAUAUCAUACGUUCUCAUAAUUUGAUACAUGAGCUGUAUAAGGCUGAAGAAGAGGAAAAGGAAAGGGUUUUAGCAAGACUGAGGAAUAUUGGGUUCCAAAUUGGAUCGAAACUGUCAGAGUUAUUGAUAUUUUCUAACAACCCAAAUUUAAAAUUCAAGGAAAUGGAUCUUCUAUUGAUAAUGAAGUUCAUUUGUAGAGAUGUCUGGAAACAAAUAUUUGGUAAGCAGAUCGAUAAUUUGAAAACAAACCAUAGAGGAACAUUCUACCUGCUUGACUAUGACUAUCGACCUAUUCAGUCAUUUUCUCUAGAUGAAGAUGCAAAAAAUGAGGAAUUAAAGAUUAUAGAGCCCUUUUUGGAGAUACCUGUGGGCAUUAUUAGGGGUGUGUUGUCUUCGUUAGGUUAUUCGUCUGAGGAAGUUAUCUGUUUGGCGUCUUUCAUUGACAGGCCUACAGAUAGACCAAAAACAGCUUUUCCCAAGGGAAUUAGCUUCCAUGUUCAAGUCACAAUGCCGCAAUAA
Molecule: messenger RNA, 807 nt
Organism: Saccharomyces paradoxus
Lineage: Eukaryota; Fungi; Ascomycota; Saccharomycetes; Saccharomycetales; Saccharomycetaceae
Gene: TRS33
Product: Trs33p
Exons: 1
Coding region: 1-807 (268 amino acids)
Biological process (GO): endoplasmic reticulum to Golgi vesicle-mediated transport; regulation of GTPase activity
Cellular component (GO): TRAPP complex; trans-Golgi network; cis-Golgi network
Source: RefSeq, a predicted model, not a curated record